AUGGAGAACUUCAAGGCAACAGGAGGGUGGGCAAUUGCGGUUCAUGGUGGUGCAGGGAUGAACCCGAGCUUGCCGCGGCAGCGCCAAGAAGAGGCCUGCCAAGCCUUUCUCUCCGCUCUCCAUCUCGGCAUCUUUGCUCUCCGCUCCGCCUCCUCCGCCGUCGAUGUCGUAGAAUUAGUGGUCAGGGAACUUGAAUUAAACCCCCUGUUCAAUUUCGGUUGUGGAUCGGCUCUGACAGCACAAGGAACGGUGGAGAUGGAUGCUAGCAUUAUGAAUGGCUCUACAAGGAAGUGUGGCGCUGUAUCGGGGAUAUCCACUGUUAAAAAUCCAAUCUCUCUUGCCAGCCUGGUCAUGGACAAAUCACCCCAUGCCUAUCUUGUUUUUGAUGGAGCUGAAGCCUUUGCAAGACAACAUGGUGUAGAAAUUGUGGACGCAAGUUUUUUCAUCACAGAGGAAAAUGUUAUCAGAUUAAAGAAAGAAGCACCUCUCUCUCGCCCAAGUUAAUGAGAGAGAAGAAAUAUCUGCAACCCCACCAUGUUGGUGAGAGAGAAGAAAAACCCACCUCCCAAUAAUGACAGAAAUGCUUUUCUUGUAAAGAUAAAGCGAUAGUGAGAGAUCCUUCCCCUCUCUUUCUAAAAUACCCACAACCAAGCCUGCAAGAUAGGAUGUCAUUUUAAUUUUUAUUGGGGUAUAAAUUCAUCAAAA
Messenger RNA from Amborella trichopoda, 705 nucleotides. RefSeq names its product putative isoaspartyl peptidase/L-asparaginase 2. Gene Ontology annotation, molecular function: hydrolase activity. The record is from RefSeq and is a predicted model, not a curated record. NCBI's taxonomy places the organism in Eukaryota, Viridiplantae, Streptophyta, Magnoliopsida, Amborellales, Amborellaceae.